AUGGGCGGCCAGCAACGAGAGCGAGGAACGCGCAGCGGCCGCCAGCAACGAGGGCGAGAUGUACAAGCCGGUGGCCACAGCGGCAGCCACAAACGAGGGCGGGAUACGCAAACAGGUGACCGAAACGACCGCCACAAGCGUUCCAGAACGUAUGCAUCGAGGCCCACUCCCCAAUACGCGUAUCAUCAUCAUCAUCAUCAUCAUCAUCAUGAGUCUUCAUUUCAAUCUCCUAAUAGGGCUCGUCCUCGUCCUCGUCAUGGUUGUCCUCCUCCUUCUCCUCGGAGCCAACAAGGAACGAGAACACCAACGAACAGUGGCUCCGGAAACAACUGGAACUCGGGAUCGAAGAGGCAGCAACGAACCACUACUUAG
Molecule: messenger RNA, 372 nt
Organism: Seminavis robusta
Lineage: Eukaryota; Bacillariophyta; Bacillariophyceae; Naviculales; Naviculaceae
Source: the annotation of a GenBank genome assembly